AUGCCAGCCUCGUCAACCCGCAUCUUCCCCGCAACGGAUGUCAACACACUUUCACUUGCUGAUCUCCUCACCUUUGCGUGCGGCGCCCAAGAAAGUCAAAAUGAGCCCCUGCAGUUUCGCGAAGCGUCUCCGAUGAUGCCGGCCCAUCAGCAAGGCCCAGGAGUUUCAGCCGCAAAGGAAGACAGCUUUCGCCAACUACACGAGAGUGUCGAGACACAAACUCGCACCAAUGGACUGAAGCCCAAAGCUUGCAACAACUGUAGACAGCAAAAGUUGAGGUGUGAGUUGACGAGGCUUGAUGCUCCAUCAUCAAAUGUCUGUUCGCGCUGCCGAAGACUGGACUUGGACUGCAGAGUAGAUGAUACGUUCAAGAGGACGCGCAAGCGGAAGAAAUCCACGGAAUUGGAGGAAGAAAUAAACAAGCUCAAGCGCCAAUUAUCGGUCUAUGAAGACAAUGCUCUCACAAACUUGGCAGCUCCUUCUGUUCCAGAUCGUGACUCCAGAGACUUGUCAGACCCAUUGAAGAACCGGAUUUUUUCGACUACGGUGCCUGUUGGGAUGUCACCAGACUCUCCCAAUGGUAUGUGCCUGCCAGGCGCAACAACAAUUCCGAAAGGCGGUCUCCUUGACAGCCGUUCUACCAGCAAGGGUAGAGUGAUUCCGUCGCGGAAUUUACGCGACGUUGAACUGUCAAAGGAGGUGAUCAAUGAGCUAUUCCGCAUAUAUUUCUCGCAUUACCAUGCAUAUCUACCGUUUCUGGACCCGGGAAUUUCUCCUACCCAAUACUACGACAGUUCAACUCUUCUUUUCUGGUCCAUCAUUUCCGUUGCAUCUCGUCGAUAUCAGUCAGACCCUACCCUUUUGACAAGGCUCGCAAGAGCAGUUACAGAUCUUUUGUGGAAAUCCCUGCAAACAGAACCACAUUCCUUAGGUGUUAUUCAGAGCUUGGUUCUUCUUUGCACAUGGCCCUUCCCAACGAGCAGCAGUACAACUGACCCAACUUACACUCUUUCUGGAAUGAUAAUACAACUUAGCAUUCAGAUGGGCCUUCAUCGUCCUAGAAGUCCGCUUGAUUUUACCAAAUUUCGCGUUAACCUCAGUCCCCAUGAUGUCGAAGACCGGCGGAGGACAUGGAUUGCUAGCAACAUCGUGACGCAGAGCAUAAGCUUUGGUGUUGGACUUCCAACUCCAGCGCAACUAUGUGACUGGUCCAUUGUUGUGUCGUCGCUUGAGGGUCCUCGGAAAGAUGAAGAUUUGCAUGCUCAUCUGAGAUGUGCUUCGACGUGCAACAGAAUAUCCCAAGCUCUCGCUUCAAACGCUUCGGACCCUAUGGGGCUUUUGCCAACUCGGGAGAGGCUCCCUCUCUACACGAUUUUGAACCAGGAGAUUAUCGAUUUGGAGACUAGCAGGGUCUGGACCCCAGCCACUACCGCGUUCUAUCUCUACGUUGUGAAGCUUCAUCUCCAUGCAUUCUAUCUUUUCGACGAACCGACAGCUUUGGGCUAUCUGGAGCGCAUCAUAGCGCUCUAUUCGACCGCUACAUCGGUCGUCGAACACGUCCGCAAUCUGGACAACCAGUCUCUAGAUUUUUUGCGCUUCUGCCCACUGUUCUGUUACGAAGCCUUCCUGUGCGCGGUCUUCAUUCUGCUCAAAGUCGUGAAGAACGAUUAUUUUGCCGCAAUUAUUGACGCAGAUUCGGGCAAAGGGCUUGUCAACUUCUCUGUCUCGGCGCUGAGGAAAAUCUCAGUGGUCAAUAAUGAUUUACCAGGGAGACUCAGUGAUGUGAUCGCCUACCUCUGGACACAUCCUAAUCCAUCUAUCAUUGGUGGCAUUGGGAUGGACGGACUUCAACUGAAAGUCAGGAGUCGAAUGAGUAUGAGCAUUGUGUAUGACUCACUGUGGAGAUGGCGGGAGCAGUUUCGUACCGAAGCUGAAAGCACCCACCCGCAAGACCUCAACAAUGAUGCACCUGCAUCCGGUGGCGUUAAUGAGGUCUUUGACAACGCCUUUGAUUUGAUGGAGUUGAAUGGCAUAUACUCAGAUGAUCUUCAACUCGACUGGUUCACUUAA
Messenger RNA from Cladophialophora bantiana CBS 173.52, 2070 nucleotides. RefSeq lists its product as uncharacterized. Gene Ontology annotation, biological process: DNA-templated transcription; regulation of DNA-templated transcription. Gene Ontology annotation, cellular component: nucleus. The record is from RefSeq and is a predicted model, not a curated record. Bases 1 to 2070 code for a protein of 689 amino acids. Lineage: Eukaryota; Fungi; Ascomycota; Eurotiomycetes; Chaetothyriales; Herpotrichiellaceae. Gene Ontology annotation, molecular function: DNA-binding transcription factor activity, RNA polymerase II-specific; zinc ion binding; transcription cis-regulatory region binding. The transcript has 8 exons.